Messenger RNA from Xyrauchen texanus (razorback sucker), 4281 nucleotides. Its product is annotated as NACHT, LRR and PYD domains-containing protein 3-like. The coding region runs from base 188 to 3949 and encodes 1253 amino acids. The transcript has 13 exons. Lineage: Eukaryota; Metazoa; Chordata; Actinopteri; Cypriniformes; Catostomidae. The record is from RefSeq and is a predicted model, not a curated record. Gene Ontology annotation, molecular function: protein binding.
UCUUUUUUUGGACAUUUUAUUAAAUGCAGGUUGAAAUGCUAACACCUGUUUGUCUCAUGUGUCUCCUUCUCGCGUGAGUUAUAUCUAUAUUCCCUCCUUGAGACACCUCUAACAUCCAACCUCCGUUACAAAUGUGGCUGGAGCAGCUGCCCCCGCGACCCGACUUCGGAUAAGCGGUUGAAGAUGGAUGGAUGGAGUAUUAUAUUUCCAUGUUUUACAGUGUUCAGUGGACUGUUCAGAUGAUGUCAUGGACUCCACAAAGGAUCUCAGUGGACAGACAGACACAGGGAAGGUCAAGAGUGUCAUUCAUGGAGAAUCUCCUGAAUCCAGCUGUGUGUCCAUGAAGAGUGACCAGUCAAUGGAUCCUCCACUUAAAUUCAGUUCAGGAGCCCCUUGUGCUGAUGUGAGUGUCAUUCAUGGAGAAUCUCCUGAAUCCAGCUGUGUGUCCAUGAAGAGUGACCAGUCAAUGGAUCCUCCACUUAAAUUCAGUUCAGGAGCCCCUUGUGCUGAUGUGAGUGUCAUUCAUGGAGAAUCUCCUGAACCCAGCUGUGUGUCCAUGAAGAGUGACUGGUCAAUGGAUCAACCACUUAACUUCAGUUCAGGAGAGUCUUUGAUCAACUACAGAAACAAAAAGGAUGCUUCAGCGUCAACUGCUGGGAAAGUGCCAUUGGACUCCAUUUUUGAGGAACUUGAGCACAAAAUCAUCUCUCUGAUGAAGAAAGAGCUGAAGAGUUUCAAGAGACUACUGAUCUCAGAUUCCCCAGCAUGCUCUGAGGAUGAAGGUCAGAGCAGAGUCAGAGAGGGGUUUCUGAAGAUCACACUGCACGUCCUGAAGAAGAUGAAGCAGACAGACCUCGCUAACACACUUCAAACCAAACUGAUUUCUGUGCAUCAACAAAAACUCAAAACAAAACUAAAAGAGAAAUUCCAGAGAAUUACUGAAGGAAUGUCAAAUCAAAGCAGCUCAACACUUGUGAAUGAGAUCUACACAGAGCUGUACAUCACAGAGGGAGGGAGUGCAGAGAUCAAUAAUGAACAUGAGGUUAGACAGAUUGAGACAGCAUCCAGGAGAGCAGAGACACAGGAAACACCAAUCAAAUGCAAUGACAUCUUUAAAGCCUUACCUGGACAAGACAAAGCCAUCAGAACUGUGCUGACUAAAGGAGUUGCUGGAAUUGGAAAAACUGUCUCUGUGCAGAAGUUCAUUGUGGACUGGACUGAAGGAAAAGCAAAUCAGGAUGUUCACUUCAUAUUUCCACUUCCUUUCAGAGAACUCAAUCUGAUGAAGCACAAAAAUAUCAGUUUGAUGGAUCUUCUUCAUCAGUUUUUCACAGAUACAAAAGAACUGAGAGAAUUGAAAACAUUCCUUGAUGACUACAAAGUCAUUUUCAUUUUUGAUGGUCUGGAUGAGUGUCGACUUCCUCUAGAUUUCCAGAACAAUGAUAUUUUGUGUGAUGUGACAGAAUCGGCCUCAGUGGAUGUGCUGCUGACCAACCUCAUCAAGGGGAAUCUGCUUCAUUCUGCUCUGCUCUGGAUCACCUCUCGACCAGCAGCAGCCAAUCAGAUUCCUCCUGAGUGUGUUGACCAGCUCACAGAUGUACGAGGCUUCAAUGACCCUCAGAAGGACGAGUAUUUCAGGAAGAGAAUAAAAGAUGAGCGUCUGGCCAACAGAAUCAUCACACACAUGAAAUCAUCAAGAAGCCUGUACAUCAUGUGUCACAUACCAGUCUUCUGUUGGAUUUCAGCCACUGUUCUCCAGAGACUGUUGAGUGAAGCAGAGAGUGCAGAGAUCCCCAAGACUCUCACUCAAAUGUUCACACACUUCCUGAUCUUUCAGAGCAAACUGAAGAGCCAGAAGUAUGAUGGGAAAUGUGAGGUGGAUCUUCAGCAGGCUAGAGAGAGGAUUCUGUCUCUGGGAAAACUGGCUUUUCAACAGCUGGAAAAAGGGAAUCUGAUCUUCUAUGAGGAGGACCUGAGAGAGUGUGGCAUUGAUGUCAGAGAAGCGUCAGUGUACUCGGGAGUUUGUACCCAAAUCUUCAGAGAGGAGUUUGGACUGCACCUGGGGAAGGUGUUCAGCUUUGUGCAUCUGAGCAUUCAGGAGUUUCUCGCUGCUCUGUAUGCUUUUCUUUCCUUUUAUCAACAGAAAUCAGGUCUCUUCAGUAAGUUUAGGUCAUCUAUGAGUGAUCUCCUGAAGAGUGAAGUGGACAAGGCUUUACAGAGUGAGAACGGACACCUGGACCUUUUCCUUCGAUUCCUUCUGGGUCUCUCACUGAAGUCCAAUCAGACAAUCUUACGAGACCUACUGACACAGACAGGAAGCAGCUCUGACAGCAAACAGGAAAUAGUUGAGUACAUUAAAAUAAAGAUCAGGGAGAAUCCCUCUCCAGAGAAAUCCAUCAAUCUGUUCCACUGUCUGAAUGAACUCAAUGAUCAUUCUCUAGUGCAGGAAGUACAAACAUACGUGAACAGAAGAGAUAACAAUCGUCUCUCUGGAGUCAGUCUCUCUCCUGCUCAGUGGUCAGCUCUGGUGUUUGUGUUGCUGAACUCAGAAGAGGAGCUGGAUCAGUUUAAUCUGAGGAAAUAUGAUCCAUCACAUGAAUGUCUUCUGAGACUGCUGCCGGUGAUCAAAGCAUCCAGAAAAGCUGAUUUGAUGGGCUGCGAUCUGACAGAGCAAAGUUGUUCAGCACUGGCCUCAGUUCUCAGCUCAAACUCCUCAAGUCUGAGAGAGCUGGAUCUGAGUAACAAUGACCUGCAGGAUUCAGGAGUGAAGCUGCUCUCUGAUGCACUGAAGAGUCCUCACUGUACACUGGAAAUACUGAGAUUUGCAGCUUGUAGAUUCAAUGAUCAGUGCUGUGAAACUUUGUCUUCAGUUCUACAAUCAUCAAAAUCCCUUAGAGAGCUGGACCUGAGUAACAAUGACCUGCAGGAUUCAGGAGUGAAGCUGCUCUCUGAUGCACUGAAGAGUCCUCACUGUACACUGGAAAUACUGAGAUGUGCAGCUUGUAGAUUCACUGAUCAGUGCUGUGAAAGUUUGUCUUCAGUUCUACAAUCAUCAAAAUCACUGAGAGAGCUGGACCUGAGUAACAAUGACCUGCAGGAUUCAGGAGUGAAGCUGCUCUCUGAUGCACUGAAGAGUUCUCACUGUAAACUGGAAAUACUGAGAUUAUCUGGCUGUAUGGUGACAGAGGAAGGCUGUUGUUCUGUGGCAUCAGCUCUGAGAUCAAAUCUCUCACGCCUGAAAGAGCUGGAUCUGAGCUACAAUCACCCAGGAGAAUCAGGAGUCAGGCUGCUCUCUGAAAGACUCAACGAUCCAAACUGCACACUGGACAAACUUAAUGUGGAUCAUGGAGGAGAGUUCAGGAUUACAGCAGGACCACGCAAAUAUGUCUGUGAUCUCACACUGGAUUCAAACACAGCACACACUGAACUCAUUCUGUCUGAGGGGAACAGGAAGGUGACACGUGUGAGAGAGCGUCAGUCAUAUCCUGAUCAUCCAGAGAGAUUUGAUGUGUAUCAUCAGGUUCUGUGUAGAGAGAGUCUGACUGGACGCUGUUACUGGGAGACUCAAUGGAGUGGAGAUGCUGCUGAUAUAUCAGUGUCAUAUAAAGAAAUCAGCAGGAAAGGAGAGAGUCGUGACUGUGUGUUUGGACUCAAUGUAAACUCCUGGAGUCUGUGGUGCUCUAAUAACACAUUCACUGUCUGUCACAAUAAUAACAGCACUGACAUACGUCCCCCUUCACACGACUGUAAGAGAGUAGGAGUGUAUGUGGACUGUCCGGCCGGCACUCUGUCCUUCUACAGCGUCUCUGACACACACACACUCACACACUUACACACACUCAUCACCACAUUCACUCGACCCCUCUAUGCUGGAUUUAUAGUUUAUCCUGAUUCCUCAGUGUGUGUGUGUGAAAUGGAUCAUCAGAGACACACACACACAACUGGAUGAGUGAAAUAUACUCACUGUAUCUCACAUCAACACAACUCCAAACUCUUUCUAGAAAUCAUUUCAUCAAUGAAACUGAUUGAAUUCAAUACAAUGACAGUACUUUGUGUCUCACUGUGAUGUGAUUGAACUUAUUUACUAUCAGAUUCAAUAAUAAAAAUAAUGAUUUGAAAUGAAUAAAUGAGUCUAUAUAUGAACUCUUUAUUAAACACACGGCACAUUCAGAUACUCAUUGUUUUAUUUAUACUAAAUAAACAUUUACAAAUACAGAAUUCUUGUGAUUUUUCUACAGUAUAUAAAUCUUAAUACUUAACAGACAAUUCUAGAAAAAACAG